AUGACUACGCCAUGGUGGAAAGAGUGGAGUCCCAACGACGUAACCAUUGGAGACGAAACAGUGCCGGAUAGCUGGAAGACUUGUGUUCUCUCAGGUGUAUUUUAUGGCGGUAACAACUACAACGGACAAUUUGGAUCACGUUUGUCAUCUGUUUUCGUGAUUUUGUUCGUUUCGACCAUAUUCACACUGUUCCCGGUAGUGGCCGCCCAGGUGAAAUGGCUCAGAAUCCCACGUCACGUUUACUAUUUUGCGCGCUACUUCGGUACAGGAGUCAUCAUAGCCACUGCGUUCAUUCACUUGCUGGACCCCGCGUACGACGAGAUUGGCGGAAGCAGUUGCGUGGGUGGGACUGGUAAUUGGGCCAUCUACUCAUGGUGUCCGGCAUUUGUACUGGCCACCGUGAUGAUGACCUUCAUUGUUGACCUUUUCAGCGGUAUUUACGUGCAAAAGAAGUUCGGAGACCGUUGGGGAUCGUGCUGUGACAAUGAAUGUAUUGAAAAUGCCGUUGUGCUUCCGAGAUCCAUGAGAGUUCGCAAUGAGGGCUCCACCAAUGACCUCGAACAAAUCAGUGCGGACAACGCAUCGAACAAAAGCUACUUUGACGAAACCGUUUCUGAAACCGAAACCGAGAUCAACCAACAACCUUUUGAGAGCCAGAUCAGUGCCUUUCUGAUUUUGGAGUUUGGUAUCAUUUUCCAUUCCGUCAUGAUUGGUCUGAACCUCGGGACCACCGGUGACAAUUUCCCAACUCUAUACGCUGUUUUGGUUUUCCAUCAGUCUUUCGAAGGUUUGGGAAUUGGUGCCAGACUUUCUGCAAUUCAGUUUCCCCUAGAAAAGAGGUGGUGGCCUUAUGCACUAUGUGUGGCGUACGGUAUCACGACCCCCAUAAGCAUUGCCAUUGGACUGGGAGUGAGAACCACAUACGACGGGAAUUCUUAUACUGUCAACGUCGUCUCAGGAGUUCUGGAUGCCAUCUCCGCAGGCAUUCUCAUCUACACGGGAUUGGUCGAGCUGCUAGCUCGUGAUUUCUUAUUUUACCAAAAACCAGAUAGAGACGUGAAAAAAGUGUGCUUCAGCCUAGCGUGUGUACUUUUCGGUGCUGGAAUCAUGUCCUUGCUGGGCAAAUGGGCAUGA
Molecule: messenger RNA, 1134 nt
Organism: Lachancea lanzarotensis
Lineage: Eukaryota; Fungi; Ascomycota; Saccharomycetes; Saccharomycetales; Saccharomycetaceae
Product: LALA0S07e00650g1_1
Exons: 1
Coding region: 1-1134 (377 amino acids)
Biological process (GO): zinc ion import across plasma membrane
Cellular component (GO): plasma membrane
Molecular function (GO): high-affinity zinc transmembrane transporter activity
Source: RefSeq, a predicted model, not a curated record